This is a messenger RNA of Sycon ciliatum, 2475 nucleotides long. RefSeq lists its product as uncharacterized. The record is from RefSeq and is a predicted model, not a curated record. Gene Ontology annotation, molecular function: zinc ion binding. Bases 136 to 2061 code for a protein of 641 amino acids. The transcript has 3 exons. Lineage: Eukaryota; Metazoa; Porifera; Calcarea; Leucosolenida; Sycettidae.
CCCUAGUGUAUAGACCCCUUUCCGGAUAGAACACAGUGCGCGUUGCAUGGCAACGGGUGACGUGCAAAAAUGUUUGGUGGGCAAGAAGUUCAGCCCAAACUGCAGUGAAAGUAAUUUUUCAACCAGGAAGCAACAAUGUCUGCUGUCAUCCCUGACUCUGCUGCCGCUGAGCAGCCACCACCCUUGCCUCAGCCACUGGCUGUCCUUGCUGAACAACUUUCAAAAGGGUCCGAAGCCAGCGAUGCCGAUUUUGUUGGGGUUCAGACUUCUCUUGCGACGCUGAAGGUGGCCGAACUGAAGGAAAUUGCCAAAUUUCUGGAUGUUCGGUUGACUGGAGCAACAAAGAAGGCUGACAUCGUGGAGCGCUUGGUGUCGAUGUCCAAGAUUGGUUUGGCUGGUGCUGCUGAUGCGUCGUCCUCUGGUGCUUCCGUUGGACUGCAGUAUAUAACUCAAGACGUUCGGGGCACUUUGUCUUCGUUGCCUCGUUUCAACGAGGUGCAAGACUGGUGCAAGGAGUUUCGUGCUGCUGUGGUGCGGUUCCACUUCAUGGAUUUAUUGACGUACUUGGUCUAUGGACGAGACAAGACGUUUGAUAUGGAGAGCAUGAAGGCAUUUAGGUCUUUGAAGGCGUACCAAUUUUUUGCCGAUGGCUUUGUGAAGAAUGUGUGGAGCAAGCAAUAUCCUGCAUCUGGGGAGAACGGUGUGGCAAUCUCCUAUCUCCGUGCUUACGUCCACCAUUCCUUGUCGUGUGAUACACCGCUCACCGUGUAUGUGUCGUUGAACACUGAGACUGGUGAAGUCUACGCUGCGCAAUGCAGCUGUAUUGCCGGGCUGGGAGAGGCGUGCAAUCAUGUUGCUGCCCUACUCUUCUUCAUUGAAUCCGCUGCAAAAAGGAAUCUAGUGGAGCUACCCGUGGAGUUGUCUAAAACGUCACAACCUAUGCGCUGGAAUCAGCCUCCAAAGAAGCAUGUCGAUCCUCAGCCACUCGCCAAUAUGGAGUUUGUGAAAGCUUGCCAUGGCAUGACUGAUGAUGAAGUGGAGAGGAAGCAGCUGCGAGCGGAGUUUGAUCCCCGUGCACCGUCACACCGCCAAGUCACAUCUGCUGACGCACUCACCUUGCAGGAGGCAUUAGCAGCGGGAAAGGCAUCAGCCAAGAACUGUGGGUUCUUCCAUUUCUGGGAAGUCGAAGACCAGUCAUCAGGACUUGCUGCUACUCCAGUUAGCCAACCCAAGGACCUUUCGCCAUUGGUCCUGUUCCAUUCUGACAGGCUUCCAGGUGGAACGAGUGAAGAUGCCCUUGGUCGAUAUACCGGACCACUGUCCAAGUACGGUGUAUCCCAAAAGGAAGUGGAAGACUUCACCAAAGGCCAGACAGAUAACUCGUGGUGGUUCGACCUACGUCAUGGGCGCCUAACUAGCUCACGAUUUGGUGACAUCGUUCGCUCUCGAGCCCAGGAGCCAGUCUCGCUGCUGGCCGGUAUCAUGGGAUACACCACCAUUUCCGCUUUGCCACCUGCCAUGCGAUGGGGAGUGGAGAAUGAGCCCAGGGCGAGGGACAUGUACCUCAGUGUGGCACUCGAAGAUGGAAAGAACAUCACCGUAAGAGAGUGUGGUCUUAGCCUCCAUCGUGACUACCACUUCAUUGGUGCGAGUUCUGAUGGAAUCGUUGUGGAGGAGCUUGAGAGCGGCGUGGUGGAGCGUGGCUGCCUGGAAAUAAAAUGCCCCUUCUCCAUCCAGGGCACAUCUAUUGUUAACCUCACGCCAACUCGGAUCGCCCAGCAAUUCCCUGGCAAGUCAUUCUUGGAAUGCCACGCGGACGGGUCAGCCCACUUAUGCAAGAAUCACAAGUACUAUGACCAGGUGAUUGGUGAGAUGGCGGUCAUGGAUGUGAAGUGGUGUGACUUUGUGGUGUUCACAUGUGCUGGCGUGCUUGUAGAGCGUAUCAUGUUCGAUGACGCUCAUUGGCAAACCAUGCUCAUGAAGUUAACAUCCUUCUACGAGCAGUUUGUUAUCCCAGAGCUGUGCUCUCACAAGCUGUACCUUUCAAAGUACAAGUCAUGAAUGACAAGAAAAAAUAUUUUUGUGUUUAUAUUCUGUACAUAGGGAUUUCAAUCUAUUUUGCUUCGCUAGAUUUUUUGGAACUUUGUACAGCAAUGCCCCAUCUUCUGCGAGGGAUAUGCUCGGAACCUUCUCAUGUUCCCAGCAUUGAAACUUAAUUCUGUACAUAGCGGUUCCGAUCGAUUUUUCUGUUAUUGUGCGGAAUUCUAUGGAUGACAUCGCACACAUCCUUGUACCUGUCUGUCAUUAUAAAUAUUGGCUGGAUAUUAUGCUACUUCUGGUAGCCCGUACCAACUUGCUUCGGUGACAAUCGCGGUGACAGUGCACUCUUUAUCACAUCCCAACCCCACAAAUAACAUGCACCCAGCCAGUGACCUGGCAGCAUUUGGUAUGUUCAUAUUCACAAGCUUUGGGAAU